UUUCUGUUACAGAGUAUUUAUUUAUUUUUAUCUUUUUUUACCGUUACUCUCAGCUCACCCCGCUCGAUAUAUCACCUGCGGCAAACAAACAAUCUCAGAAGCUCCCACAUUUUUGUUUAUCCGAUUUCGAUCUCACUGAUUUUUUGAUCGGAAGUUUGUUUCUUGGAAGCGAUAAUGGCGGCGUUGGAGCCGGGGGUUUUGUUGAAGCUGUUGAAUGGGAUGAAGUCAGGGGAUAAGCCGACGGGGGAGCACCGGAGCUCCCUCUUGCAGGUCACCGACAUUGUUCCGGCGGAUCUCGACGAGAAGAAUCUCUGGCCGGAGCACGGGUUCUAUAUUAAGGUUUCGGAUUCCUCGGAUUCGGUCUACGUUAGCCUUCCGUUUGAGCAAGACGACCUCGUUCUCAGCAACAAGAUGCAGUUAGGGCAGUUCGUUUACGUCGACCGGUUUGAACCCGGUUCGCCCGUUCCGGUCGUCAGAGGCGCCAGGCCGUUGCCCGGCCGGCAGCCUUUGGUCGGCACUCCUAGACAGAUCGGAGUUGAGUCCAUGAAUAAAGUCCGGCCGGCGUGGGGAACGGAGGUUUUUGCUUCUCCCAGGGUUCUGAAGCCUGUUCCUAUUGAUCUUGAUCAGUGUACGCCGGUGAAAGGCAACUCGCCGGCGAAAUUUGGCGGUGCUGUGAGGUCUUCAGCCGCCGGCGCCGUGUUUCCGAAACUGGCCGAGGCCAAAGGGGAGAUUCCGGCUAUUGUCGGGAAGAUUUGUGUCACGCCGACGACGAUGAAGAAAUUCUCAAGAAGCAGAAGCGUAACGGAUCGCCGCGAACAUAGAAUCAUCAAAAGCCCCUUCCCUUCCGCGAUAAAGGAGAAGAAGACUUCAACUUCACCCCCACAUUUAAGGAAUCCAGUAAUGGCAGCUUCUCCAACCAUAAGCCGCAUCUCGGAGAAUCCUCUGUGUUCUUCAGUGGUGGAAUCUCAGUCCUUUGAUUCCCCUCCGGACAACCCCAAUCUCCCUGGAAAAUUGAGCAUGUUGGGAAAGGAAGCAAUGCAGCACCGCAAUAGAGCCCAGAAGGUUGCUCUUCAGGCACUGAGAGAUGCAUCAGCCACUGAAAACCUCAUCCGGGCUCUCGAGAUGUUUUCAAACAUGAGUAAAGCAGCAAGAGCAGACUUCCCAGCAGCCUCAUUCGACCUAUUUCUCGAAUUUCAUCAACAGCUAAAGCAAUCAGUGGCAGAAAUGGUGUCGAUUCAGGCAGCAACCGAAGCCACAGAACCAAAACAGAUCAACGAUCACGAAAACAACAACAACCCCCCUUCCAUUUUACAAGAAAUCACUCUCAAUUCAUUACAACAAUCCCCAACUCCCCACUCCCACGCCUCGAAACGAAGAGCUGCUGCAGUUUUCAAGUCGGCUGCAGGCUUCCCGAGCGAUCAGAAACCGAAUUUGGGAAAGAAUUUGAGGCCAUCAUCGGCCAUUAACGACGAGGAGAACAAGAAACCGGGCCCCCAUUGCAGCAUUUCGAACACAAUCAGAUUGGGAAAGCGGAUUGAAGAUGAAGCUGGGAAGUGGUUCAUGGAUUUCAUAGAGAAAGCAUUGGAAAAUGAUGGAUUAAACAAGGGUUGUGAGUCAGUGUUAUUGAAAGUUGUGAAUUGGGUUGAAGUGGAACAAUGUGAGCCUGGGAAAAGAGCAGUGCAUCCCAGGGCAGCAAACAUAGCCAGAAAGCUAAGGAUCAAAGUGAAGAAUCCUUGAGAUCCUAUUCCAUGCAAGAUUCUAAUUAGAUUCUUUAAUCAGUUGUAUAUUGUUUCUAUUUAUGCCUCUCCAUGGUUAAUGUUAUUCUUUUUAUUGAAAAUGAAAAUCCCAUUUUUUU
Molecule: messenger RNA, 1855 nt
Organism: Ipomoea nil (Japanese morning glory)
Lineage: Eukaryota; Viridiplantae; Streptophyta; Magnoliopsida; Solanales; Convolvulaceae
Exons: 4
Coding region: 175-1737 (520 amino acids)
Source: RefSeq, a predicted model, not a curated record